CCCGAAGUACAAAUUUUGUCCGACAAGCUACCCUUGUUUGCAGCAUAUUUACCCUCGUCUGCAGCAAGAACAGGGGAGGAAUAGUCUUCUUCGCGAUUGUUCGUUCGUUGUCGAGAUAACAUCAUGAAGAGGAAGCCCAAGACUCCAAAAGAAGCUUCAGCAGGCAAGGCCAUGGAAAAUGGCAAAAUAACGCUUUCAAAGCCCUCGAGCCCGGCCUCAAAGAAGACAGCAUCCAAUUACAUUAGUUCUGAUGUUAGACGAUCUGGUCGGCUUCAAAAGAUAGUCUCAUCUGCUGGGAACAAGCGUGCUGCUAAGGAAGUUGAUCUUACUGAUAACAAAGUGGAAGAGGAGGGGCCACGUGCUGAGAAAGUUAAUUCCCAUCACUCUGAGGAGCAGGGAGGGAUCACUGAACUUGCGUUGGAGACUGAUCGUGGUGAUGGAAAAAACGAGGAGGUGCAGCUUGUGGAGCCAUAUAACGCCAAUCCAACUGAGGAACAGAUAGGCAUGGAAGAGAAAAUCGACUACCUGUACCAGACAGCAAAAGAGCUAAAAGCUAAGGCUGCCAAAAGGUCGGUACCAAGUGGAACUACAUGUGAAGACCUCAAAUACAAGAACUUGUAUAUUGAAUCGCAGAAAAAGGUUGAAUCAUUAACCCAGGAUAACAUUCAGCUAGUCAAGGAUUUGGCAAACUCCCGUGGCAAAAACGAAGCUUAUGAGAAAAUUAUUAAUGAUUUCACGGGAAAGGAAAUGAUCGUUUUGGCAAAUUUUGAACGAGCUGCUGAAACUGUCCUAAACCUAUCUGAAGACGCACUAAAGAAAAGUUAUGCAGUCAAAAACGCUUCUUCUCUUCAGCCAAAGGCUGCUGCGCCUAGUGUAGCUCAAGACGCAAACAAGAAAAGCAGUGCAGAUACUGAUGCUCCUAAUCCUUCGCCUCAACCAAAGAUCACGCACACAAACGCUCCUGCUGCAGCAAGAAAUUCCAAAAGGAAGAAAACCUCUCAAUAGCACAAGGAAAA
Messenger RNA from Ipomoea triloba (trilobed morning glory), 1016 nucleotides. RefSeq lists its product as uncharacterized. The record is from RefSeq and is a predicted model, not a curated record. The transcript has 5 exons. NCBI's taxonomy places the organism in Eukaryota, Viridiplantae, Streptophyta, Magnoliopsida, Solanales, Convolvulaceae. The coding region runs from base 124 to 1005 and encodes 293 amino acids.